Stylonychia lemnae is the source of this 1551-nucleotide messenger RNA. NCBI's taxonomy places the organism in Eukaryota, Ciliophora, Spirotrichea, Sporadotrichida, Oxytrichidae. The record is from the annotation of a GenBank genome assembly.
AUGAAAGUCAUCAGAAACUAUUCUAAGAAGUCAAAAGUUAUUACAGACCAUCUAAAUGAUGACCUUAACUUUAUAUUUAGAUCGGAUCUUAAAGAUGAAUUGAACAAAAAAUAGAUAUUAACUACGAAUACAUCUAGCAAUUAAUUAAACAGCAGCAAACUCACAAGUCAAAGAACAAUCAAGCAACCACUUCCAAGCUAGAUAUUUAUUCCGAGGCCUAAGACAGAGGGCGAACAGCAGUAAUGUCAAUUAUUUUAGUCUUCAUUCGCUACUCAAGCUACCCAAAGAGAAGAGGCUUUUUUAAGACAGCAGAAGCAGGUUGAAUAGUAUUUAGAAAGGCAGCAGAAAAAGUAAAUUUAUCAGACUGAGGUGAUGAAAAGAAUGUAGGAAAGGACAAAGAUCAGAGUUAUAGCUAGUCAGGAUAAAAUUAAGGACUCUGCUAAGUAUAUACUUGACCAGAAAAGAAAAAAACAACAGCUUAUUACUAUCAUGCUGAGCUCAUACUUAAACAGUCGAGAGCCCUAAAAGAUGCUCAAGAGUUAAAAUCGAUCUAAAGAUCAAUCAGAGUAAGUUACUGAAUAAUCUUUCUCGAAGAUGAAUAGUGAUUACAAUAGCAACAAUUAAACUUAGAACUCUCUAGGUAAAACAAAUGAGUAUGCAAAAUUCAUGCAAGGAAAUGGAAUAUAUCCUCAAAGAUAGCUUUAAUAAAAGAAUCAAUAAUUCCUAGAAAAUAGCAUAAAGAAUAUAAAGGCAGGAGACUAUCCAAUCUAGCCUGAAAUCUCAGACGGCCAAACUUAGCAUUCUGUAUAUAUUAAGUCAAGAAUGAAAGAUCCAUUUGGGAAUAAUUUCUUAGUGUCCUCUAUUAAAUAAAUAAAAUAGAAGCAAAAUUAGCAAUAAAGCACACCCCCUCCGACUAAUACAUAUCGAGUUUCUAUAAAUCAAAACUAGACAGUAGGAUUUAUGAAUUUAAAAACAAACGGGAAAAUCGAUGAUUAUGAAGAUAACGGAGGAGGGCUUAUGUUUUUCAAUUAUUAAAGCCGAGAAAAUAUGAACAAUGAAAGUUCAAGUAAAUCCCUUUAGAAGAGACCCAAGACUGCCUAGCCUAAAGGAAUAAGCCAUAGGCUUAAUAAGAAGGCGAAUCAUCAAAUGGAAUUACAAAGAGAUUAAAAUAAUGAAGAUGUAAGGCCCAAAAUAAAAAGGAGAGCGAGAAAAAGAAGUGAUAUGAAGGAGGAUACAAAUACUUUGAGAUGUCAUAGUUCAUUCGUUGAGAGGAUCAUUCCAAAAUAAAAAUCUAGCAAGACCAUAGUCAGAAGACAGCUAGACUUUUAUCAUGAUCAUCUUAAAAAUCCAAUAGAUCAGAUUAAGCUCAGCAAUAUCAUAUAAGAUAAAGAUAAAUAGAACAGAUAUAGAGUUAACAACAGGAUGAAGCUGCUAAAAAACAAGCAACUGCAUAUAUUUAUAGAAGGUAAGCAUUAGGUUGAAAUCUCAAAAGAAGCAAGUCUAGCACAAUCAAGGGACAAUUCUAUUGAUAUUAGAAAAGAAUCAUAAUGA